Lachnellula hyalina is the source of this 1041-nucleotide messenger RNA. RefSeq names its product Mitochondrial GTPase (gene mtg1). The coding region runs from base 1 to 1041 and encodes 346 amino acids. Gene Ontology annotation, molecular function: GTPase activity; GTP binding. The record is from RefSeq and is a predicted model, not a curated record. NCBI's taxonomy places the organism in Eukaryota, Fungi, Ascomycota, Leotiomycetes, Helotiales, Lachnaceae. Gene Ontology annotation, cellular component: mitochondrion. The transcript has 2 exons.
AUGGCACAAUUCAUUCCCCGCGCCGCAUUCCCCUCCCAACUCUCCCUCCCACGCUCUUAUUUCCUAGGCCAUCAUGCCUCCGGCCUCGCGAGAAUGAAAACCAUGCUCUCCUCCAUCGACCUGAUCAUUGAAUGCCGCGACUACCGCGUCCCUCUCACCUCGCGGAAUCCCUUAUUCGAACAGUCGCUUGCUGGGCGGGAGAGAUUGGUCAUCUAUACAAAGCGGGAUUUAGGGAGUCUGGGGAGGCCUUCAGAUAGACGGAGAGAAGAUAUAAUCCGCCGCUGGCAUCUCCCAAACACAACGCUCUUCACAGACCACAAAUCCAAACGCGACAUAAAGACCGUCCUGGCAUUCGCCAAAGCCCACUCCAUAGCCCUGGACUCCCUCCUCGGCUCGCGCAUUCUCGUAGUCGGCAUGCCCAACGUCGGGAAAUCGUCCCUACUAAACGCGCUGCGCAUGGCGGGCGUGAAACGCGCCAAAGCCGCGAACACGGGCGCGCAGCCGGGGGUGACGAGGAAGAUUGCGAGUGGUGUGAAGAUUGUGGAUCGCGAUGAUGAGAAGGGCGUUGAGGGCGUGUAUCUGGUUGAUACGCCCGGCGUGUUCAUACCGUUCGUGCCGGAUUCCGAGGCGAUGAUGAAACUCGCGCUCGUGGGCAGCGUGAAGGAUACGAUUAUCGCGCCGGUGACGCUGUGUGAUUAUCUGCUGUAUUGGAUGAAUAGGAAUGUGGAGGGCGGGGAGGGGUUGUAUGGGGAGUAUUGCGCGCCGACUAAUGAUGUGGUGGAGUUGCUGGAGAGCGUGUGUAAGAAGACGGGGAGGCUAGGGAAGGGGGGCGUGCCGGAUCUAGAUGCGGCUGCGCUGUGGGUGGUGCAGAGGUGGAGACAGGGGCAUCUGGGGACGUUUCUGUUGGAUGAGGUGCUGGAGGAUGGGUUGGUGAGGAAGAUGGAUGAGGAGGUUGUCGUUAGUCUCAGUCAGGCCAGGAAGCAGAAGAAACAGGAGCAGGUAGCCAGGGCGAAAAGCAGACAUGCUCCUGCUGAUGUAUGA